Messenger RNA from Leptopilina heterotoma, 2312 nucleotides. Its product is annotated as folylpolyglutamate synthase, mitochondrial-like. Gene Ontology annotation, biological process: tetrahydrofolylpolyglutamate biosynthetic process. Lineage: Eukaryota; Metazoa; Arthropoda; Insecta; Hymenoptera; Figitidae. Gene Ontology annotation, cellular component: cytosol; mitochondrion; cytoplasm. Gene Ontology annotation, molecular function: tetrahydrofolylpolyglutamate synthase activity; ATP binding. The transcript has 3 exons. The record is from RefSeq and is a predicted model, not a curated record. The coding region runs from base 532 to 2034 and encodes 500 amino acids.
CAAGGUCAACAAUGUCGUCUGCUUCAAACCACGUUGCCAUUGUUUGCAAGUAUCGCAAGUAUUUUAAACUAUUAUUGUUUUAUACUAAAAUAAUUAACAGUUUAUGUCAAUAAUUAUUUCACAGACGUCAUAAUUAGAACGUUUCGAAUAAUUACUUGUAUCAGUGAUGCUUCGAACUACUAUUAUAAACAUUAGUAUACCGGUAAAAAUUCUAACUGUCACAUUCAAUUUUACAAUUAAAAAUUUAUUUUUAAAAACAAAAAGAUUACAUCAAAGAUGUACAAGAAGAAUAAAAAUAAAAUGAAACAUUCCUGAAUAUAUUUUGGAAUAAAAAUAAAAAUUCUAUGUUUCAUUAUUACAUAUGUAUAUUAAAAGUACAUAAAUGCAAACGAAUUUAACCUGAAAUCAAAUAUUACUGGAGAUUUCUGGUUGUAUUUUCCAUAUACCGAAUAUUUUUAUUAACCUUUGGCUCCGGUGCUUUAGAAGAUAAAUCAUGCGUGGUUGCGUUAUUUAAUAUCAAAUUGGAUUAAAAUGAUUUGCUUAGUUAAGAGAAUGACUCAGAACACGAUUGGGCUGCGAACGAUGUGUUCCUCAGAAAGUUACGAGGAUGCAAUUAGGACUUUGAAUAAAUUGCAAAGUAAUGCGGCAUAUAUUCGAGCUGUAAAGAAACAUAACUCUGGAACUAAUACAAGUAUCGAAGAUACAAAGAAAUAUCUUUUGAGAACGGGUUUAACUCUAGAUGAAUUGGAUUCUCUGCGAAUAAUUCACGUGGCUGGUACUAAAGGAAAAGGAUCGACAUGUGCCUUUACAGAAUCAAUUCUUCGAAAUCAUGGUUUUCAAACUGGAUUCUACAGUUCGCCGCACUUAAUUUCAGUUCGUGAACGUUUUCGCAUUAAUGGCCAACCGAUAAAUAAAUCGACAUUCACAAAUUUUUUUUGGAAAUGUUUCGAUCUCCUUGAUAGAAAUAAAGAUCAUGAGUGCGAUAUGCCGCAAUAUUUUAAAUUUCUGACUGUUAUGAUGUUUCACGUGUUUCUCGAGGCAAAAGUUGACGUUGCCAUUCUUGAGGUGGGAAUUGGUGGCGAACACGAUUGCACGAAUAUAAUAAAAAAUCCAAUUUGCACCGGAAUAACGAGUCUUGGCCUCGAUCACACAUCAUUACUCGGCGAAACAAUAGAGGAAAUUACUUUUCAGAAAUCCGGUAUAUUUAAAUCAAAUUCACCGGCAUUUUCCGUACCGCAACCAAUUAAUGUAAUGAAUUGUUUGGAGAAACGUGCAAACGAAAGAAAUUGUUCCCUAAACACAGUGCCAAAUGUGGAAAAUUACAAAUGGCCCAACGGUCUGCCAAAAUGGAAAAUCUCCCAGAAUAUACACAAUUAUAAUUUGUCACUAGCGAUUCAAUUGGCGACCACUUGGAUUGAAUUAACCCAAACAGAGGAAUUAACAAUAAAUCAAAAUUUAUAUCGAAAAUCAAAAUUACCAUCAAAGGAGAAAAAACUUUCCCUCGAGAAAACAGAAAUUGCCAUAUCAAAAUGUAAAUGGCCGGGAAGAACACAAAUUUUACAGGGCAAAAAUAUGGAUUUUUUCAUUGAUGGCGCUCAUACUUUAGAAAGUAUGGAAUGUUGUGUUAACUGGUUCAGUGAAACAGUGGGAAAAAAGAAUGCUAAACGUUUUUUAAUUUUUAACUCAACCGGUGAUCGAGAUCCAGCGAUAUUAUUAAAUUUACUAAAACCCAUAAAUUUCGAAAAAUGUUUCUUCACACCAAAUAUCGCGGGUGUAACAAAUAUCUUAGAUCAAGAGAAUUUUACCACAGGAACCAUUGAACAGAAAAAUAGAUGUGAAAAGCAUCUCAAUAUUUGGAAAACCAAUGGAUUAAUUGUGGAAAAUGUAAACGAAGCAUUCGAAUUAAUUAGAGAAAUUUGUCAAGAAAAUCUCGAAAAUCAGAGAGCUCAAAUUUUAAUAACCGGAUCUUUACAUCUCGUGGGAGCUGCGCUUUCUAUUCUCGAUCCAAAUUUUGAAAUGACCACAAAGUUCUAAAAAAAUUUUUUAUCAUUUUAACAUCUUGAUUUAAAUUUUAAAAUGUAAUUUACAGAAUUUUUUCUACAGUAUUUUUAAUAAAGGAAAAAAAAUUAGUAUUUAAAAGAAAAUUAUAUUUAAUAGAAAUAGUUAUCAAACUAGUUUGUUGUUGUAGUUGUAGAACUAGUGUUGUAAUGUGUAUUUUUAUAUUUGAAGAAUUGAAGAAAUUAAAUUUCUUUAUUGUUGACUAGAAUUAAUAAAACAAAAGAAAUUUAAUAAAAUUAUUUUUUAAAAGUUAA